Messenger RNA from Quercus robur (English oak), 1788 nucleotides. RefSeq names its product squamosa promoter-binding-like protein 16. The record is from RefSeq and is a predicted model, not a curated record. Gene Ontology annotation, molecular function: DNA binding. Bases 314 to 1489 code for a protein of 391 amino acids. Gene Ontology annotation, cellular component: nucleus. The transcript is spliced from 4 exons. Lineage: Eukaryota; Viridiplantae; Streptophyta; Magnoliopsida; Fagales; Fagaceae.
UCCCUUUAUAUUAUAAUAAUGUUUAGUGUAUUCUGUCUUUCUUUCUGUCCCUAUAGCUCAUCAAGCUGGAUUUGUUGAGCUCCUCAAUAAUUCCAAAUUGACCCCUGAAUGAAUCCUUUGUCUUUGCCUUCUGCCGGACGGAACAAGGAUAUUGCAUGUUUUUUAAUCCAUAUUCUUGGAAGUUCUUCUGUCAGUUUUUAUUGAAAAAUUAAGUACACUGCUCCCUCUAUAUAUGGCAUAUCAGAUAUGUAUCUCCAAGACUCCAAACAAGAAAAAAGGUGAAUAAGUUGUGAAAGAGGUUUACUUGCUUGCUAUGGACUGGGAUUGGAAGGAAUUUCCUUGGGAUUCAAUUGAGUUGGAGCCAAAAGAGGACAGCAGCCUUGCUAGCCUGGUUGAUUCCAGUAGCUUGGCAGGGCAGAAGAAUAGAGGAGGAGGACUUAUGGUCGACUUGAAGCUUGGUAGAAUAUCUGAUUUGGAAGAGAGAUCUGCAGCUGGGUUGAAGGACUUGGGGGCUUCAACAAUGGUGUCAUCACCUUCAGGGUCGUCAAAAAGGGCUCGUGUGCUCGGUGGAACACAAUCUGUUUCAUGUUUAGUUGAUGGAUGCAAGUCAGACCUCAGUAACUGCAGGGACUAUCAUCGGCGCCACAGGGUUUGCGAGCGCCACUCUAAGACCCCAGCUGUGAUUGUAGGGGGCAAAGAGCAGAGGUUCUGCCAACAAUGCAGCAGAUUCCAUUCUUUGGGGGAGUUUGAUGAGGUCAAGAGAAGCUGCAGGAAACGUCUUGAUGGACACAACAUGCGUCGAAGAAAAUCUCAAUCAGAAUCCCUUUACCUGAGUUCUGAGAAAUUUCUGUCCAAUUAUAAAGGUACUAGAAUCUUGCAAUUCUGUAGUCCACACAUAUAUGCUAGUGGAACUACUACUAUGAGAAGUACCUGGCCUGGAAUUCCCAGAAGUGAAGCAGAAUCAAAGAUCUAUAAUAGUCAGCAACGAUUGCAUAUUACUGACAGAAAAAGAUCUCCAAAUUCCUUUGCCUUCAUUUACAAUGAGGAAAAUAAACUGUUCUCAUUCUCACAGGAAAAUGGCACUAAGCUAGGCACUCAAGCAGUCCCUAAAGCUUCCUUCUACCAAUCACUUCCCAAUAGCAUUGCUUCAUCAGAAAGUGGAAGGGGCAACAAUAAUAUGUCAUCCAGUGGCAUGACACAAUCCAUUGACUUGGGUUGUGCUCUCUAUCUUCUGUCAUCACCUCCAACGUCUCAAACUUCAGCAAUUGGUUUGAGCCAAUUGGUCCAGUCCAGUGUGAGCCAUCCAAUUCAAUCAUUAGAUUCCGGACAGCAAUUAACCGGAGUGGCUCAGUACUCAUGCUCCCAGGGAGUGAGGGACAAGUCUGCAGGUCUAGUUUUUGUUCCUGAUGCCAAUGAAACCAACAUGUAUUGCAAUGAUAUGUUGUUUCAAGGGGCACUUGAUGCCCUUUUGGAAAAUGAGGCCUCAUGAACACUUUGAAUUUCAUGGGAGUAUUCAGCUCAUCAGGUAAUUCUGUUGGGGAAUGUUCUCCAGUCUUCAGCUUCAAUAAUAUAUUGGGGAGCAGGACAAUGAAAGAAAUGCCCCCUUGCUACUAUUUGUGGAGUAUUGUUGAUUUCCUUUUCUCAUAGAGUAUGCAUGCAUUGUCUGAUAUACUUGUAUUGGAAUGCAGAUUAUUCUCCAUCCAUACUAUUUGUCAAUUUGUACUAUUAUGCAUGCUAAACUCUUAUCUAUGCUAUUUAUUCAACGCAUGAGUAUUUUAUUUUGGUUCU